This is a messenger RNA of Neltuma alba, 1728 nucleotides long. Its product is annotated as mitogen-activated protein kinase 3. The record is from RefSeq and is a predicted model, not a curated record. Bases 236 to 1345 code for a protein of 369 amino acids. The transcript is spliced from 6 exons. Gene Ontology annotation, molecular function: ATP binding; MAP kinase activity. Gene Ontology annotation, biological process: protein phosphorylation. Lineage: Eukaryota; Viridiplantae; Streptophyta; Magnoliopsida; Fabales; Fabaceae.
UUUUCGCGUCGUCUUCGUUGCAUCUACUUCGAACUCAGCUGCAAGACCAGGCAAACACUACGACUCUCCUAUCAUCAUAUUUAAGAUCUUCUUCUACUCACUCAACAGACCAUCUUCUUCUUCUUCUUCCUUAUUCACACUUCCCACGUAGAGAGGGGGGGCCGGUGUUGAAAGAUUUUGAGUGAGAGGGAGAGAUUAAAAGCUUCUUGUGCAGUAGUUCGUGAGUGAAAGAAAAAUGGUGGAUCCGAACCACGGCGCAGAUUUUCCGGCUGUUUCGACUCACGGAGGGCAGUUUAUUCAGUAUAACAUAUUCGGAAACCUCUUCGAAGUUUCAGCGAAGUACAGGCCUCCUAUUAUGCCAAUUGGCCGCGGUGCAUAUGGAAUCGUCUGCUCGCUGCUGAAUACGGAGACUAACGAAUCGGUGGCUGUUAAGAAGAUAGCGAACGCUUUUGACAAUCUCAUGGACGCUAAGCGCACGCUCCGUGAGAUCAAGCUUCUUCGGCAUUUGGAUCAUGAAAAUGUAAUUGCUCUGAGAGACGUGAUUCCACCACCCCUGCGUAGAGAGUUUACCGAUGUCUACAUGGCCAUGGAACUCAUGGAUACUGAUCUUCACCACAUCAUCCGCUCAAAUCAAAUUCUCUCGGAAGAGCACUGCCAAUACUUCUUGUAUCAGAUUCUUCGUGGGCUAAAGUAUAUACAUUCUGCAAAUAUCAUCCAUAGAGAUUUGAAGCCAAGUAACCUUUUGCUGAAUGCAAACUGUGAUUUGAAGAUAUGCGAUUUUGGCCUCGCACGAACGACUUUGGAAAAUGAUUUUAUGACAGAAUAUGUAGUCACUAGAUGGUAUAGGGCUCCUGAAUUGUUAUUGAACUCCUCAGAUUACACCUCUGCGAUAGAUGUGUGGUCUGUAGGUUGCAUCUUCAUGGAGCUGAUGAAUAAAAAGCCUCUAUUUCCUGGCAAGGAUCAUGUACAUCAGAUGCGCCUAUUGACUGAGCUUCUCGGCACGCCAACUGAGGCUGACAUUGGAUUAGUGAAAAAUGAGGAUGCAAGAAGGUAUAUCCGACAACUACCCCAAUAUCCUCGCCAAUCUUUAGCAAGGGUUUUCCCUCAUGUUCAUCCCUUAGCCAUUGAUCUCAUUGAUAGAAUGUUGACCAUUGACCCUACACGAAGAAUUACAGUUGAAGAAGCGUUAGCGCAUCCAUAUCUUGCUAAGCUGCAUGAUGCGGCUGAUGAGCCAGUCUGCGCCGAGCCAUUCAACUUUGAUUUUGAGCAAAAUCCCUUGGAAGAAGAGCAAAUAAAAAAUAUGAUCUACGAGGAGGCAUUGGCAUUUAAUCCAUUUCACGUAUAAAGCAAAUGCACAAGGCAUAUGAAAUUUAGUGUGGGGUGGAAGAACCUAUGAACUGCGACAUUGUCAUCCGCAAAGUUCACGGCAAUGGAAUUUUCGGAGGAGGAAUCAUGUCGAGAUGACCGAGCAAAUUGCUAGGAAAUCCUGUUCCAUAUGUUUUAUUUUUGCACCAGUGAGUGCACAUCUACUGUAAAAUAGCUCUUUGUAAUGAUAAUUUCCACUCUAACUUUGUGUAUUCAAUUAAGCUGGGUUUUUUAAUUCAAUGAAUAUUUCAGUUGCAUAUGUGAUUUGUGUUGUAACAUUUUUAAUCCCUCAACAGACAGCUUUUUGGCCAUGUAACACAGUGUAGUGGACGAAUUCGGGAAGUAAAAUUUCUUCCUCAAGUU